Molecule: messenger RNA, 1137 nt
Organism: Echinostoma caproni
Lineage: Eukaryota; Metazoa; Platyhelminthes; Trematoda; Plagiorchiida; Echinostomatidae
Source: the annotation of a GenBank genome assembly
AUGAAUCCAAACAGUCCAGAUAUUGGUCGUCGUGCUUUGGGUUCUAGCCUCAUGUCAGGCCCUGCUUGCCCUGAAGCAAGGGAUUUUGGUUUCCUAAACAAACUGAACACUUUGUCCCGUGCUCGACGUCGGAAGCAGGAAGCGGACGAUUUGGCUGAGGAAGCUCGUCAGGCAAUGGAAGAUCCGUUGCACCCGGCGCCGUUUGAACUGAGUCUUGAUGGAUUUCAGCUGGCCGAGGGUGAAGAACGAUCAAUGAUUGAGCCACAGUCGAAGGAGCACCCUCUAGUACAAGAAACUAUCCGAAAUUUGAUUGAGUGGAUCAAUAUGGAACUAGUAGAAGAUCGUAUUCUGGUACGCGAUCUCGAAGCUGACCUAUACGACGGACAAGUGUUACAGAAGCUAAUAGAGAAGUUGCUUGGUGUCAAGAUUAAUCAUCCUGAAGUCUCACAGACGGAGAUGGGACAAAGACAGAGACUCAAGCUUGUCCUAGAUGAAAUUAACACAGCUCUUAAUGUGUCCUUAGUUUGGGCUGCACAACACUGGUCUGUUUCUACCAUAUUCGAUCGUGAUCUGGUCGCCAUCUUGCGUCUCCUGGUUGCUUUAGUUCGUCGUUUUGCCCCAUCCGUUCGAUUGCCACGUGGUGUGCAGAUCACUGUCCUAGUUGUGCGCAAACUCAACGGCAUGCUUCAGCAUCGUCGACAAACCCAACCAAUCACUGAUACGGAGGACUACCAAGAUACCGAGGCUGAUCAUGACGCUAUCAGUGCGCUUGUGGAUUGUGCAGUCCCCGAGAAACUGGCCGCUUUUCAACAAACCUUGCUCGACUUCAUGAAUCGUCAUCUGGGCAAAUUGAACUUGACUGUGAACAAUUUGGAAACCGAGAUGGAUGACGGAGUAUACUUCAUUCUGUUAAUGGGCUUACUGCGAGGAUUUUUUGUCCCCCUUCACGCUUAUCACAUCACACCAGUCUCCAAUGCCCAGAGGUUGGCAAAUUUGCAAUUGGCUCUGCAGUUAGCCGAAGAUGUCGAAGGUAUCAGCCUCGGUUCUGGGCAUGCGGACGAUGUCUUACGUCAUGAUCUGAAGGCCACAUUACGCCUGCUUUACUCGCUCUACGCUCGACAUAAGGAUGAUGCCUAA